AUGGACGCUGCUUUAGAUGGCACUGGUCGUAUCAUCCUGCUCUACUCUGGCUAUGUCAUAGAGCCAGGAACCCGUGACCAUGAGUAUCAGGCAGGAUGGAACCGCGAGCACGUGUGGCCGAGAAGUAAAGGGGGUCUGUCGACAUCGCAGCCGGGACCGGGGACGGACUUGCAUAACCUGCACGCGGCAGACAUCAGCGUCAAUGCCGAGAGGGGCAACAAGGACUUCGACGACUUAGACGAGGGCCAGGCCGGGGUGCGAGUGGUCACGGACCCCUCGCCGGCCCCGGGGUACCAAGACAUGAAGCGCCUUUGCCUGGUGGCUGCGGACGCCUGGGAGCCAUCGGACUUGGCAAAGGGCACGGUGGCGAGGGCGCUGAUGUACAUGGCCUGCAUGUACCAUGGCAAUGGCCUUCGCUUGGUGGAUCGCGUCGGCACUGAGACCCGGUCCAUGGAGCUGGGGAAUCUCAAGGCCGUCAAGAAGUGGGCGCAGCAGUUUCCGGCCAGCAACCGGGAGAAGAACCGCAACGACCUGGCCGAGCAGCUGCAAAACAACCGCAACCCCUUCAUCGAUGAUCCCAAGCUCGCUGGCCUCGUGAAGUGGUGA
Molecule: messenger RNA, 606 nt
Organism: Effrenium voratum
Lineage: Eukaryota; Dinophyceae; Suessiales; Symbiodiniaceae
Source: the annotation of a GenBank genome assembly